AUGCACAAAGACUCAGCGAGCAUAAUUCUGAUGGUCAAAGACAAAGAACCAUGCUGUAAGUGUCUCCAGUACAUCAAUGUACAGGGAAAGGUUUCGUUCACAAUGAGAACGGACGAAGAUGAGAAUCAGCAUUUUGUGCACAAAUCGUUCUUCCACUUGAAAAGGAUUAAUCCAGAGAAUUGCUCAAAGGUGACGAGCGGUCAUCCACCUGAAAAUUGUAGACUACCACCCAGUCUACCAAAAUCACCAAAGCAAAAAACUUUAACUCUCGGUGCAGGAUUCCGAAUGCCUCGACAUAUUAUACUUGACGUAAUUGAUCUCAUUCGUGAUGACAUUGAACCUCAAACCUCGAGGUCACAUGCCAUCCCAGCCACACUGCAAACACUGUGUGCGCUUAGGUAUUACGGAACGGGGAACUUUCAGACUGUCGGUGGAGAUAUCGCAGGGAUAAGUCAGCCAUCCGUGUCCAGAAUUGUGGCUCGUGUGUCCACAGCAUUUUCUAGAAAAGCAACACAAAUUAUCCGAUUCCCUAGGGCACAGAAUGAACAACAACAAAUUAUGGCAGGGUUUUAUGAAAGUAUCCAAUUUCCAAACACCCUUAGGUGCGUUGACGGGAGUCUCAUUCGCAUCAAGUGUCCGUCGGUUGAUGAACAUGUAUAUGUAUGUCGCACAAAUUUCCAUUCACUAAAUAUUCAAGGCAUUUGUGAUAAUAACAAGAAGUUUACCAAUUUGGUAGCCCGUUGGCCAGGAUCUGCGCACGACACUUUCAUUUGGAACAAUUGUAAGCUAAGUGAAGAUUUUGAAAAUGGAAAUAUCCAUGGUUAUCUCUUGGGAGACAGUGCUUAUCCCUUACGGCCGUGGUUGCUGACGCCGAUUGCCAAUCCACAAAAUGCUGCAGAAGACAGAUACAAUAGACAUCAUCGCCAGACACGCCAACAAAUAGAAGGGACAUUUGGAAUUUGGAAGUUGAGGUGGCUUUGUUUACAUGCUUAUGGUGGAGCCCUUAUGUUCACACCAGACCGAUGUGUGAGAGUAAUUACAGCCACUGCCGUAUUACAUAAUAUUUACUAAAAAUAUGGAGUUCCACUGCCACCUGACGCUCCACUGAAUUCAGAUGAUAAUCAAGAUGAUGGUGUGAAUCCACCAAACCCCAGUUUGCAACAGAACGAUGGUCGCCAAGUGAGAGACGCACUUGUUCUUGGCCAUUUCACAAGAUAACUUGUAAACAUAUCUAACUGUUAGUGAAAAAAACACAACAAGCAAUAUUUCAUUUUUGU
This is a messenger RNA of Gigantopelta aegis, 1277 nucleotides long. RefSeq names its product putative nuclease HARBI1. The transcript is spliced from 4 exons. NCBI's taxonomy places the organism in Eukaryota, Metazoa, Mollusca, Gastropoda, Neomphalida, Peltospiridae. Bases 1 to 1071 code for a protein of 356 amino acids. The record is from RefSeq and is a predicted model, not a curated record.